AUGAAACACGAAUAUUUCAAACGUGAUCCCGAUAAGUGGGGUAUCAUAGGUUUUCUAAUGGAAUGUACUGAGGAACCAUUCGAACGUAAAAUAGAUAAAUACGUUAAAGAGCUCGAGACAAUCGGUGUAGGUGGUAAUGGUAGCGUGACGAAGCCUGCUAGGAAGUUCGUUCAUUCAAGGCUGUUAGCCGAGCUACAAACUAUUACUGAGUUCAACGGGAGUAUAAAUGGAAAUAUAACUACCGGAACUGUCAACGGUGGGAUUAUUACUAAUGGAUCACCUAGAGAAACUAUAUCAAAAAGGAGCAAUGAGGAGAAGACCGAACGAGAUUUCCCGAAAAAACGGACAAAAUUAAAUCAACUACCACGUACUCAAAUCAAACCAUCAGGCUCCUCGAGAACUUUUCCUCUAGAAACCAAUGGAAAGACCCCAGCUCACGAUGAUGAAAGUGACAAUGAGAGUAUUAUGAGCGAUUCGCCACUUUACGACGAAUUUGCAAGGGAGAUGAAGAUGGCUGAUGAAACCAAAGAAUAUUACUCUGAUCCGGAAUCUACGGAAUCUGUUAAUGAUGAUGAUCCCGACGAUCCCGACUAUGUAGAAUAUUCGUCAUAUGACAGUUCUGAUAAUGACGAUACUGAUGUAGAUGAUAAUAAGUUGAAGUCAAAGAUAGAUUUGGCUGAAUUCGAAAAGACAUACUCAAAAAUGAAUCAUUCGGAAAAAUGGACCCUUUCUACGGGAAAAAUAGUAGAAGAUGCACUACACGAUUUUGGUGUUAAAUGCAGGCACGAACACCUAUGUCAUUCAUUUGUGAUAGAUCCAAAUGAUAAAAUUUAUAUCAAUGAAGAAGUUUUUACUGAGACUGAACUUGAAGAAAUUCGAAACCAUAAACUUAAGCCAAUGCCACAGAUGCCCCAAGACUUAUUAACGUACCUUAACAGUUUUCGUGUGUCCGACAUCUCAAGCCUUAGAAAUGCUAUAUUUAAAUCUCAGCAGUGGGAUUCUCCAUACAAUCGACAAACACAUUUUGACCAUGAUUGGAUUCGAAAUACCGCGUACAACUUGUUACAUGAAUAUGAAGCGGGGAGUUUAGAGAAAGAUCAUCUGGAAUUGUGGCUCCUGGUUCAUGUUUGGAAUUUUGUAGACAGAGGAUUUGGGAAUGUCGAUGGAUUGGAAACCGCAAGGAAAAAUCGUAAUCGAACCGGAUCUGCAAUUGUCAAGAUGAAGAGAAAGAUUAUGGGAAGGCGUGGAGAUCUUAUCAUUCGAAAGGUUUCUACUGAGUACGGAUGUUCAGAGGCCGGUAAAUCUUUUGAAGGUAACAAUGGGACAAAACUUUUGCAUGAAAGAGGUAUAAAAGCUCCGAAGAUGAUGAAGGAUAUGCUUUAUUCUUUGUGUGAAGCUGUUGGCAAUGAAGAGAAAAAGAUAAGGAAACUACAAUCUAUCGGGUCUGAUGAUAUUAUUGCUUAG
Funneliformis geosporum is the source of this 1464-nucleotide messenger RNA. Lineage: Eukaryota; Fungi; Glomeromycota; Glomeromycetes; Glomerales; Glomeraceae. The record is from the annotation of a GenBank genome assembly.